AUGGGUAUCAUUCGAUUCGCAGUGAGACUCGGAGUGUUGGGCUUCACGGGUGGCGUGGCCAGUGUAGGCGCGGGCAUGGCCUAUCUCGCGUCUGGCACCACAUUGGUCGACCUGACCAAGAGUGACCCGUGGUUCAAGACCAAGACGUACACGAAGUACAAUCCCAAGAGCAACCCGGCUCUUAUUGAUGAUUGCAUCAAGCGCGUGCCCCUGCGCAAGAUUCGCCCAGACUUGCGGGAUAACGAGGAGGCCUUGACGCUCGAGUUCUGCCGUGGUAUAUGGGGUCGAUGGGGGUUCUGGCCGCAAAGUAAGCUGCAAAAGCGCUACGACGCUCCACCCGGCUCGGAGCACCACAUCUGGACGACCUCGGAGCUGGCCGAGUCCAAGUACGAGGAGGGUCUGCCCAUCGCCAAUCACUUUGAGGUUGUUGAGAACUCGGGCAACCAGAUCGCCAUCCGGUGCGGUGGCUCGCCGCUCCUCAACCCGGGCCUGCGCAACUCGGACGGUCUCAUUCUCAUCAGUGCCCGCAUCGACCGCGAGAAGCAGGAGGCCGUUCUGAGUCUCAAGUCGGCCCUGUUCAACAGCGCCGGCGAGUUCCCGGCUGACGCCGAGCACACGGUGCCGCCCAAGAUUACGUUUCUUCAUGGCUGGUAUGUUAGGAUUCUGGUGCAGGCUGGCUACGGCAAGGUGAAGGCAUAG
Messenger RNA from Pestalotiopsis fici W106-1, 699 nucleotides. RefSeq lists its product as uncharacterized. The transcript has 2 exons. The record is from RefSeq and is a predicted model, not a curated record. Bases 1 to 699 code for a protein of 232 amino acids. NCBI's taxonomy places the organism in Eukaryota, Fungi, Ascomycota, Sordariomycetes, Amphisphaeriales, Sporocadaceae.